AUGGCUGGUCUUAUAAAAGGAAGUCUUUUAGUAGUUAUUUCCAUCGCAGCAAUAGCAAUCAUUACGCAAAGAUGGCUUGAUAACAAAAGCUAUCUCUUUAGCCAUGAUGAAAUAGCGGAAGUCGCUAAGAAAGCCGUAGGCAUGCCAAUCGAUGAUGCAUUGGCUAACGUAACAGCAGAGCUAAAAAUUCGUUAUCCCCGCCAUAUUUUAGAAGAAUCUGAAUGGAUAUUUAUUAAUUGUGGUGGUUGGAUGGGAUCAUUUUACUUACUGCAUGCAUCCAUCACUGAAUAUGUGUUGGUGUUUGGAACUGCAAUUGAUACAUCUGGACAUUCUGGUCGUUAUUGGGCUACGAUAUCCGAUACUAUUCUGAGCGGAUCAUUUCGUCAAUGGAAGGAAGGUACGACGUUCAGCAAUGUUCAUCGUCCCGGGACAACAGUUAUACAUGAGAUAGGUGAAGUCACUGCAGUACAAUGGAGUCCGAAUACUUGGAUGGUAGAAUAUGGUCGUGGGUUUAUUCCUUCCACCUUAGGAUUUGCUCUAUCGGACACUAUAUUUGGGACGCAGGACUUUGUCCUUUUAUUUCGAAUACUAAGAAUCUACGCUAGAGCUAUAACUCAGGAAUUACUACAGGGUGUUUUCUAA
Molecule: messenger RNA, 642 nt
Organism: Trichoplax adhaerens
Lineage: Eukaryota; Metazoa; Placozoa; Uniplacotomia; Trichoplacea; Trichoplacidae
Exons: 3
Coding region: 1-642 (213 amino acids)
Cellular component (GO): endoplasmic reticulum
Source: RefSeq, a predicted model, not a curated record